This is a messenger RNA of Mesocricetus auratus (golden hamster), 4799 nucleotides long. RefSeq names its product calcium-binding protein 5. The transcript is spliced from 19 exons. Gene Ontology annotation, molecular function: calcium-dependent phospholipid binding; calcium ion binding. Lineage: Eukaryota; Metazoa; Chordata; Mammalia; Rodentia; Cricetidae. Gene Ontology annotation, cellular component: nuclear envelope; cytosol; nucleoplasm. Gene Ontology annotation, biological process: glycerophospholipid catabolic process. The record is from RefSeq and is a predicted model, not a curated record. Bases 1230 to 3518 code for a protein of 762 amino acids.
AAACCUGAGCCUGAACCAAGUGACUCUGCCUCCCUGCCUUGCCAAUGGUUUCCCUCUCAUAUUCUCACCAGCGAGCCCCACUGGUUUUAAAUGAUCUCCAUUUAACAGGUGGAGAUCGCUCUCUGGGUGAUGGGGGAGGGGUGAGGCAGGCUUUGGUUUGGGCCAUCUGCUUCAGGCCACAUAUGAACGGUAAGUACGCCGUGAGGGCCUCGUACACACCCACGGGAAUAUGGAACCUGCUCCAUUCACGUCUGCAAAGAAGGAAUCAUGCUGACGUCUAGAGGAUUUGGACACUGAGGAGACAAGCCUGGAGUUGGACUUAGAAAACUCCUUGAAGACAGAAGGAGCUUUGCCGUAUCAUCCAGAAGCUAAAAGAAGACUAGAAUUGUCACAUGAAAACAGGAACGUGCUGUUUAGCAAGGCAACACAGCUCCAGAGACAGCCAUGAGCGUAACACUACCUCAUUUGGGUCCAGGGAAUUAGGAAUCAAUAGUCAGGUGCAGGCAGGCUCAGGAAUCAACAGAAUGCUUCGGAAAUGGGUCCCCAGAGGGUGACUGGUCAGUAGACUUUCAGGCUGGGUUUCCUUUAAGUGCACCACCCAGGCAUUUGCCUGAUAACUUGAAGCAACCCAAGACCUAGCCCUCAGUAUAUAUUGUUGGUUACCACUCUUUUCCAUCUCUCUCUCUGUGCUGGAGGCUGUGGAGCAUCCCCAGGAUCUCUUAGCUAUAUCAAUAACCUCACUUUGAGUAAAUCACUGCCCUUCUGGGCUGAGGAGCCAACGACUGAAGAGACAAAAGCAUUUGGUUCAAAGCCAGAGAACCUUCUAAUAGCCUGACUUUCAACAAGGACCCAAUUGCUCUUUUCUGUGCCUCACCUCAAUUAAAAAAAAAAAAAAAGACUAUGAAGCCAGGCGGUGGUGGCGCACGCCUUUAAUCCCAGAGGCAGGCGGAUCUCUGUGAGUUCGAGGCCAGGCUGGACCGACAGACAAUACAGAGAAACCCUGUCUCGAAAAAUCAAAAAAAAAAAAAAAGACUAUGAAUUCAAUCCAUGGAUGACAGUUAUUGAUAAUCACUACAAAGUAAGGCUGGACUGGUAGCCUGAUCUGCCUUAAGGAGUAUUCAUCUAGGUUCAUUUCUACAGAAACCACAGCUAGGACCGAUACUGACCUCAGAACGCCCAUCAACUCACCACAAAGUGGGACAUUGAAAAUAGUUGAAGAAUUUGGGAAGAUGAACCCUGAAGAGUCUUCCAAAUCACAACCGUGCAGUACACAUGAGCGCUCUGGAGUUUACUUUGCCACUGGAUUUCAGGAAGCGGAGAAGGUGGCUCUGAACAAUCGUAGCCCCAAGGUGCUGGAGGCUCUGCAAAAGCUGGACAUCCAGGUUGACCAGGCUCCAGUCAUUGCUGUCCUGGGCUCUGGUGGGGGACUGCGGGCCCACAUCGCAUAUCUUGGGGUACUGAGUGAGAUGAAAGAACUUGGCCUGUUGGAUGCUGUCACAUACCUGGCAGGGGUCUCCGGGUCCACUUGGGCAUUGUCUUCGUUCUACAUUAACAAUGGAAAUACGGAAGGGAUGGAAGAGGAGCUAAAACAACGAUAUGACAACAGUUGGCAAGUUGGAGAGAGCCUGAAGAAAGCCAUCCAGGCAGCAAGGAGGGAGAAUUACUCCAUGACUGACUUUUGGGCCUAUUUUGUUGUUUCCAGGCAAAUGAGAGACCUGGAGAACUCUAAUUUGUCCAGCAUAAAGAAGCCUGUGGAAGAAGGAAUGCUGCCCUAUCCAAUCUUUGCAGCCAUUGAUGGUGACCUACAGCCUGACUGGAGGAAGAGAAAAACUCAGAAGUCCUGGUUUGAGUUCACCCCUCACCAUGCUGGCUACCCUGCACUUGGAGCUUAUGUCCCUAUCACAGAGUUUGGAAGCAGAUUUGAGGAUGGAAAGCUGGUUAAAUCUGAGCCUGAGAGAGACUUGACUUACCUGAGAGGGUUAUGGGGAAGUGCUCUAGCUGAUACUGACGUCAUUAAGAAAUUUAUUUGUGACAUGUUAGUAGACCUGAGAGCAAAACUGAAGCAGGGACAUCUGAGAGCAGCUGGAGCGGAGAUACACAUGGAAGCGCCCGAGAUGCCGGUGACUGAGGCGCUCUUGGAUUUAAUGAUGGCUUAUGUCACAGAUCAGAAUGACCCCAGCAUCAAGGAUAAGCUCCAGGCCCUGCAGCAGGUUCUGAGUGCAGAGAGAGAUGAGUUUGGUGAACAGAAGUACACCUGGCUGACUGAGAUAGUUCAGAACUGGAAUGAGAUCUCUCCCAAGGAGAAGGAGCAGUUUCUGGAAUAUCUGCUGUACUGCUUCAUGAGGACAGAAGAGUUUCACAAGGGCUCCAUGUACAGCUCAAUGAACUUGAUCAGGGGUUUACUCCAGGACACUUUUAAUUUUCUGAGUAAAACUGGAAUCUGUUGUUGGAGGUGGGAGUGGGGAACUGUCUACAACUUCCUCUAUAAAAAUGGUAACAUCACAGAUGAGGCCAUGCAGAGCCGGGAGUUUCUGCAUCUGGUGGAUGCUGGUUUGGCCAUCAACACUCCCUACCCACUUGUUCUGCCUCCGGCUCGUGAAGCUCACCUCAUCCUCUCGUUUGACUUCAGUGCUGGGGACCCACUAGAGACCAUCAGGGCCACAGCAGACUACUGCCAACGCCAUGCAAUCCCCUUCCCUGACGUGAGAGAGGAUCAGCUGAAGGAAUGGGCCAGAGCCCCGGCGAGCUGCUACAUCCUCAGAGGGGAAACUGGACCUGUUGUCAUGCACUUUACUCUGUUCAACAAAGACACCUGUGGAGAUGACAUCGAGACAUGGAGAAAAAAGUAUGAGACAAUGAAACUAUCUGACUUCUACACACCAGACCUGGUGACAGAUUUGCUGAGGGUGUCUAAGGAGAAUGUUCAGAUAAACAAAGAUAGUAUCCUCAACGAGAUUCGGAAAGUGGCUGGGAAAACUGGCAGCUUCCUAGGGAUAAAUAAGGACUGCUGGAGAGACACAGUGCAGGAUGUCCAAAGUCCUCGGACUGUGGAGAUCAAGAUAUCCAACAACACGGAUAUAACAUUCAAGGAGCCCUUACACUACUUGCAGAGUGGGCAUGUGCUAGUGGACCCACCGCCUGAGCUGUCUCCAAAGUCCACCAUCAGCUGUUCCUUUGUGAAGAAGAGCUCCAGCUUCCAGGGCACUGUGGGCAUACUGGUCUACCAGGGCCCAAGUGCCCACGUGGCCUUGCUGUUCUCUGUCCCCUUCAACUAUGCCCUUCACAGAACUGAGUUUGCCUUAGCCAUCAUAACUGAGCCAGUCUCCAGAAACCUGGAGAGUGUCUUUGAUGACAUCACCCAGGGAAAUGGGUCUCCAGAGCUAAAGGCAGCAAAGUAUGAUCUUCAGAUCCCUCAGGGGACCCUGAAGCUGGAACACGACUCCUUGAUCAUCAGAGCCACGGUGUCCAACAUUCAUGUGGCUAAAAUGGAUGUAGUGCUUGAGACCAAAGCUCCUUAGAAGUUUCUCUUGUUCAUCCAGAGCUGCUCAUUUUACACUUCCAGUCAGAUUUCUUGGCUCUUUAAAAGGAAAGACCUCAGCUGAAAUCAUGGCCCAUCUCUGCAGAGCCAGGCAACUCUGAGAAGACAAAUAUUCUGUAAAUGCGUGCUGCUUGACUAACUGAUUGAUGAAGCAUUUCUUAGUCCCUCAGCACCCUGCAUUUUGUGGCACCCUUGAUGUAUCCCUUAUUCUUCAUUCCCUGCCAUGCUGUUGUAUCUUUCCUUCCGUACUUUUCUCCCUGAACAUCUUCCCUUCAAUCUGCUUUAGAUACGUGUCUUCCUUGGCUGUCUUAUCUGCUGCCUCAGCCCCCCUUUCUGCUUGCCCACUUCCUCUCCUUUCUACCCCUUCUGCGUGAAAGUCAGUGGUCAAGCUUGAUGGCUCUGCAUCGGAUUUGGGUCUUGGUCCCACAAUUUGCUCACUGUAAGUACACAGGCAAGUCCUCUCACAUGUGAGCCUCACUUUCAUCAUCUGUGGAGGAGAUAAUCCGGUUUGUGUCCUGGCAGGCUCAUGAAUGAAGUCCUAAGACCUUAGACCAGCUCUGGUAAAAAGGCAAAAUUUUCAAGAGGCAUUACUUAUUAUCUUUUCUCCCAGCCAAUUUGUUUCUUUUGGUUAAACAUUGUUAUUUGUAGACGGAAUACACGAUGAUUGGGUUCAUCGUGGUUUUUUAUAGUCAUAGAUAAUUGUUAAUAUUUGUUUUACAUUACCUCCAUUUGACCCUACUUCCUUCUCAUGUGGGUCUUCUUCCUCCAAAUAACCCCCUCCUACUCUUGUGUUAUAUGUGCAUAAAUAUGCAUUUUAGCCUAAAUUCUGUAUAUAAAAGAAGACAUGCAGUCUUUGUCUUUUUUCUCUGCUAAUUUCCCUCUUGUCCUUCAUCUUUUUGGACUCCUUUCCUUCCACCAAAUUGUCCCCCUUCCACUUUUAUAACAUAUGUAAUACAUCUAGAUAGAUGAUAAAGAUAAAUAGGCCAAUAGGUGAUAGAUAGAUGGUAGAUAUGAGGUAUAUAGGUAAGAUAGUUAAUUAGCACAUAGAUACAAAGUAGAUAGCUAAGAUAGAUAAGUAGAUGACAGAAGAAAGAUAGGUAGAUAACUAGAUAGCCAUUACACUUAGAAAGGAAAACAUGAUAGUUGUCUUUUUGAGGCUGGGUUAUUUUGCUUAACAUGAUGGGCUCCAGGGCUGUCUAUUUUCCCACAAACAAUCCAACUUCUCUCUUCUUGGUGGCUCAAUAAACAUUAAAGACUGCUA